AUGGCCGCCGUCGUCCUUCUCUCGCUCCUUUCUGGUGCUGCCGCCCAGGCCAUCGCCCCCUCCAUCACGGCCAGUAUCCGCCCGGAUAUCCCAUCCAUGCCUGUCCACACCGUCGAGGGCUACCAGAUUCCCGCCCUCAAAGAGAUCACGAAGGAUGCGCCUUCGUCCAAGACGGUUGCCAUGUACUCGACGGGCCUUCCGGGUGCGACACCCACCAUCUCGGGCGCUCCUGUCAUCCCCACCGCCCCGUCAUACCUCAACUACCCCGAGCUUGACAAGAUCCCGCCCACCAACUCGCCUCAGGUCCAGAAAUGGAUCUCUGAGAUUAACUGGGCUCUCGUCCCCAACCUGACCGUCACGGACGGUACCUGUGCGGGUUCACCUGCUGCCGCCAACGAUGCCAGCCGCUGCUGGUGGACUUGCGGUGGUUGCACUCGCAAUACCGACAUUGCCGAGUGCCCAGACCAGUACACUUGGGGUAUCUCGUUCGACGACGGACCUUCCCCAUACACGCCUCUCCUCCUGGACUACCUUGAGGAGAAGAACAUCAAGUCGACCUUCUUCCUCGUCGGCUCGCGUGUCAUCUCGUACCCGUCGAUGGUCGUCACUGAGUACCUUGCCGGCCACCAGCUCUCGAUUCACACCUGGUCGCACCCCUCGCUCACCAAGCUCUCCAACGAGGAGAUUGUUGCCGAGCUCGGCUGGACGAAGCAGGCCAUCCACGAUGUCGUCGGCGUGACCCCGAACACCUUCCGCCCUCCCUACGGUGACAUUGACGACCGUGUCCGUGGCAUUGCCGCUCAGAUGGGCCUUACUCCCGUCAUGUGGACCCGCCACAACGGCAAGACUCUUGACACCACCGACUGGAACAUUCCCGGUGGCCAGGCCAGCGGUGAGACUGCCGUCUCGCGUUUCCAGGACAUUCUCGACACCGUCCCCGAGCUCGACACCGGCUUCAUCGUCCUCCAGCACGACCUCUACCAGCAGACUGUUGACCUUGCCGUCGGCUACUUCCUUCCCAUGGCCGUUGCAUCGGGCAAGUACGCCAUGAAGUCGAUCAUCGAGUGCCUUGGUCUCCCCAACUCCGAGGGUUACAUCGAGACCUCGGCCAACGUCACUGCCACCCAGAUCCCCGGCUCGGGCACCGUCUUCCAGCCCAAGGUCGGCACCCAGACCGGCGCGGCGCCGGAGAUCACCACCGGCAAGAGCGCCAACGGCGGCGCCGCCACUGGCUCCACCUCGGGGUCACCGGCAGGCGCCUCGGUCACCCCCAAGUCGGGUGCCACCAAGUCGUACGCCUCGGCUGCCAUUGCCCUCGCCGCCGUCCUCGCCGCCAUUGCCUUCUCUGCGUAA
Cutaneotrichosporon cavernicola is the source of this 1353-nucleotide messenger RNA. RefSeq lists its product as uncharacterized. Gene Ontology annotation, cellular component: membrane. Bases 1 to 1353 code for a protein of 450 amino acids. Lineage: Eukaryota; Fungi; Basidiomycota; Tremellomycetes; Trichosporonales; Trichosporonaceae. Gene Ontology annotation, molecular function: chitin deacetylase activity. The transcript has 2 exons. Gene Ontology annotation, biological process: carbohydrate metabolic process. The record is from RefSeq and is a predicted model, not a curated record.